GACGUCGCGCACGCCGCCGACAGGGUGGGACUGGCGGAAACGCUGAGAGUGCCAGAAGCAGAAUCCAAUUAUCCUCGGCGCUUGCUCGGCUGCAGGUUGUAAAAUGCCGGCUUAUCAUUCAACCCUUAUGGAUAGUGAUGUAAAACUGAUUGGAAACAUGGCAUUAUUGCCACUUAAGACCCAAUUUAAAGGACCCGCUCCCAAAGAAACCAAAGACACUGAUGUCAUUGAUGAAGCAAUCUACUAUUUUAAGGCAAAUGUUUUCUUCAAAAACUAUGAAAUAAAGAACGAAGCUGACAGAACCUUGAUUUAUAUCACUCUUUAUAUUACUGAGUGCCUCAAAAGAUUACAAAAGUGCAAUUCCAAAAAUCAAGGAGAGAAGGAAAUGUAUACCUUGGGGAUAACUAACUUUCCCAUUCCUGGAGAGCCAGGCUUUCCUCUUAAUGCCAUGUAUGCAAAGCCAGGACACAAGCAGGAAGAUGAGAUGAUGAGGGGUUAUUUGCAGCAGAUCAGGCAAGAGACUGGACUGAGACUUUGUGAAAAAGUGUUUGACCAACAGACUGACAAACCCAGCAAGUGGUGGACAUGUUUUAUAAAGAAGCAGUUCAUGAACAAAAGCCUGUCAGCACCAGGACAUUAAUAUCAGAAAAAUAAUUAAAAACGUGAAACAGCUGAAACACCAUACAGCAAGAUGUCAUGCAGCAAGAUGUACAAAAUUUUUGCCUUGUUUCAUAUGAUUUUAUACAGGGUUUGGAUACAAUAAAAGUAGUGUUAUUCUGAACAGCAUUUUUUAAAAGGUGAAGACUAUUAAAUACUUGACAUGGUAUAAUUUACUUGAGAGCUUCUUAGUUUGUGCCUGAAUGGUAAUCAGUAAGUCUAAUAUUUGAAAGCUAUAUCCUGAUUCCCAGUAACUGUUGUCAUCACAUUGCAUGUUAUUGCGUCAGUAUGUAAGCUGAUGGUGCUUGCACAACUAUAUUAGUAUUAACAAUAUUGGUAUUUCUUUCCUGUGACUAAUAAUGUUCAUUUUCUGCUAUUUAACACAAUUUUCUCAGCUGUAAGGAACAAACAUAGUUAAAUCAGAACUUUCUUGAUUGCCAUGCUUUAAUACGGAUUAAGCUAGCUUUCCAUAUUUUGGCAAAAAAUGUUAAUUGUUUUCUUUUUUAAAAAGAAAAUGGACUAAUAAAACUGUUGGACAUCAA
Messenger RNA from Hemiscyllium ocellatum (epaulette shark), 1199 nucleotides. RefSeq names its product actin related protein 2/3 complex, subunit 3 (gene arpc3). The coding region runs from base 104 to 640 and encodes 178 amino acids. Gene Ontology annotation, cellular component: cytoskeleton; Arp2/3 protein complex. Gene Ontology annotation, molecular function: actin filament binding. The transcript has 7 exons. Gene Ontology annotation, biological process: regulation of actin filament polymerization; Arp2/3 complex-mediated actin nucleation. NCBI's taxonomy places the organism in Eukaryota, Metazoa, Chordata, Chondrichthyes, Orectolobiformes, Hemiscylliidae. The record is from RefSeq and is a predicted model, not a curated record.